AUGCAGCUAGUUGACGAGGUCUUCUUCCUACUAAUGGCCAUCAGUGCAAAUUGGAAUCCCGACACCGAACGUACGGAGUUUGCGGUGGCUUUCAACGAACAGGUGGGACGCCUGCUGUGUAUCCUGGCUCGCGCUGUAGAUGCCCUCUGCAGCAAACCGGGUACCCACGCAAGGAAGUGUGAGUGCCACCAUGAAGAGGAUGACACGCCAGAAGGCAAGGAGGAACAAAUCAUCGCCGCGGCGAGACGCAGGGGUCAGAUCCUGGAGAAGCUCUAUGCGAGAGAACUGCCAAAGGUAGGUGCUGCAAAUUUCUAG
Molecule: messenger RNA, 315 nt
Organism: Dibothriocephalus latus
Lineage: Eukaryota; Metazoa; Platyhelminthes; Cestoda; Diphyllobothriidea; Diphyllobothriidae
Source: the annotation of a GenBank genome assembly